Messenger RNA from Scylla paramamosain (green mud crab), 1102 nucleotides. Its product is annotated as lysM and putative peptidoglycan-binding domain-containing protein 3-like. The coding region runs from base 119 to 958 and encodes 279 amino acids. The record is from RefSeq and is a predicted model, not a curated record. NCBI's taxonomy places the organism in Eukaryota, Metazoa, Arthropoda, Malacostraca, Decapoda, Portunidae. The transcript has 3 exons.
UUCCUUUGUUGCUGGGAAGUGUUGUUUUUCUCUCGUCCUGUAUAUUCCACAGACAGUCUGGAUGUUGCGGAGACUACAGCUGUUUGCUGCCUCAAAUACUUGGCGAUGAGCAGCAAGUAUGAGUUCUUCGUUCCGCAAAGGUGGUGGCGGCAGCGCGGCUCAGAGGAAUUACAAAUAUCGAAGACUCUCAAGCACUGAGAAAGGGUCUGGCAUCUACUACAGCUCCUGUGAUGAAGAUGAAGAAAUAUUUUUCUCUCAAGGUACAGAAGUGAUAAAGCUUAAUGGCCGAAGCAGCAGUAUUUCUAAAGACCACAGCAGUGACACAUCACUCAAAUAUGCACCUGAGUAUGAACAGGUUGUAGACCGACCAAUCAAACAUGGGGAGACUCUGACUGGAUUGGCCCUCAAGUACAGGAUUCCUGUAGCAGAGUUGAAGAGAAUCAACAAAAUUAUCCAAGAAAAGGAGUUCUAUGCCUUGAAGUCAUUAAAAAUACCAAUUAAGGCCAAUUCUAUACUUGCUGAAGUGCUGCAUCAAGAACAGUGUCAGGAUGAGCCUGCAUCAGCUAAUGUGGCCAGCACAAGAGCAGCAGUGCUGGGGACUAGAAGUGUCAGCAGCUGCAGCGAGUAUGAAAGCGAUUCUGAGAUGCAUGUUGGUUACAUAAGUAUUGACCGUAUUUUGAGAGACAAACGAACCAAGAAGGAAGCAAAGAAAUUUCUAGAUUCAAUGCAGAAGGAUUUAGCAGAUAUUCGUGAAAAAACCAACUCUUAUAAGAACUCUCUUGAUGAAGUAGCUGCAGUACUGACAGACCAACGUUUUCAGCCACUGGAUCAGCAAGAGGGUGGAUGCUCAGGAGCUGAUUGGGGGAUUUCAUGGUGGAGAAUAUUAUUAGUUGGAGCUUUACUUCUUGUUGGUAUUCCUUUCUUGGUAUAUGUUUAUUUAAAUUUCCCAAAGAAGUAGUGGUUAUAUUUAUAAACAAUUGUAGUGUGUAGUAACAUUCCUACUAGUUUGAAAUUCUUGAGAUUGGAAUUGUCUACAGAAAAAAAAAAUGUAUAUUUGUUGUAUAAAUCAUAUUGUUCCUGAAGUGAUACUAUAAAACAAAAG